AUGGGACUUCGCACACCUGUGUCCUCUGCACAAAGUGCCUUUUACAUUAUUCUGGUGGCUCUGGGAAUUGUGGGUAACGCUAUCGAUAUUGGAGUCAUUGGAAAGAGUGUGAUGAUGGACCAAGGCAGGGGACAUAACUCGGACAUAAUCAUCAUUAAUUUGGCAUUGUCCAACCUUAUGGUAUCGCUCCUGAGGAACGUGUUACUUAUUAUUUCUGACCUGGGCUUCAAGCUGUACUCAUCCAAAGGGUGGUGUCGGUUCUUGAUGGGAGUCUGGGUCUGGUUGCGGUCGGUGAACGUGUGGUCAACGUUCUUCCUCAGUGCAUUCCACUUCCACACUCUGAGGCGUGUGGCUCCGACUAUUGGAAAUCUACAGGGGCCGUGGAGCACCUAUAGGACCCUCCUGCUGACCCUGGGCAUCAUCUGGAUUUUCAACCUUUUUUACUCCAUUCCUGCCUAUAUCUUCAGCACUAAUGGUGAUGAAAACACCACAGAGACAUUGAUGUUGGUGAGCACCACAACACGCCCCCUGCUGGGCUGUGUAUGGAACUUUCCAUCAAACUACUCCGGCCUGGCCUUUGCCACCACAUCCAUGGUGAUCCAUGAAAUAUUCCCUAUCAUCUUGAUGGUGGUCACCAACAUGACCUCUCUCUACACACUCUUCAACCACGGCCGGUCACGGAGCUCUGCUCAAGACACACCUGUUAUAAAGCGUGUGCCAGCAGAAAGGCGAGCUGCCAAGGUGAUUCUAGCUCUUGUUAUGCUCUUUACUACAUCUUGGGGAACCAGCAUCAUCUCUGUCAACUAUUUUAACUACAACCGGGGCUCCUCGGCUGAGUUUCUUCUGGUCAUCACUCGCUUUGCAAACAUUAUCUUCAUCGUCAUGUCACCUGUUGUCCUGGCAAUCGGCCACCGUCGGCUUCGUUCUUGCAUGAAGUCUUCUGUCUCUGGCUGAAAGUCUCUUGGUGAAGAGC
Messenger RNA from Girardinichthys multiradiatus, 973 nucleotides. Its product is annotated as olfactory receptor class A-like protein 4. The coding region runs from base 1 to 954 and encodes 317 amino acids. The record is from RefSeq and is a predicted model, not a curated record. The transcript is spliced from 4 exons. Gene Ontology annotation, molecular function: G protein-coupled receptor activity. Gene Ontology annotation, cellular component: membrane. Lineage: Eukaryota; Metazoa; Chordata; Actinopteri; Cyprinodontiformes; Goodeidae. Gene Ontology annotation, biological process: G protein-coupled receptor signaling pathway.